This is a messenger RNA of Brassica napus (rape), 522 nucleotides long. Its product is annotated as aspartate--tRNA ligase, chloroplastic/mitochondrial-like. The coding region runs from base 58 to 426 and encodes 122 amino acids. The record is from RefSeq and is a predicted model, not a curated record. Gene Ontology annotation, molecular function: ATP binding; aspartate-tRNA ligase activity. The transcript has 4 exons. NCBI's taxonomy places the organism in Eukaryota, Viridiplantae, Streptophyta, Magnoliopsida, Brassicales, Brassicaceae. Gene Ontology annotation, biological process: aspartyl-tRNA aminoacylation.
UGAAAAAUGUCUCUUUAGGCAUUACAUCAUCCAUUCACAGGUCCUAGGCCUGAAGAUAUGGAUGACUUACCUUCUGCACGAGCUCUUGCCUAUGACAUGGUCUAUAAUGGCGUCGAGAUUGGUGGAGGAAGUUUAAGGAUAUAUAAGCGGGAUGUCCAAGAAAAGGUUCUAGAGAUCAUUGGCAUCUCAGCUGAAGAGGCUGAAGCAAAGUUUGGCUAUCUUCUGGAGGCUCUUGACAUGGGUGCUCCUCCUCAUGGUGGAAUUGCUUAUGGAUUAGAUAGGAUGGUAAUGAUGCUGGCAGGUGCGAGUUCCAUAAGGGAUGUAAUAGCUUUCCCAAAGACAACCACUGCGCAAUGUGCACUAACCAGAACUCCCUCGGAAGUCGAUCCAAAGCAGCUCCAAGAUCUCUCCAUCCGCACCAACUAAUAGCGAUCUCAUCACAAGCAUCAUUUAUGUCUUUAAUGCUCUGAGAAGAGGAGUAAGUAGAGAUGUGGUAGUGGUAUAUCUCACCUUUACUAACCU